Beauveria bassiana ARSEF 2860 is the source of this 1677-nucleotide messenger RNA. Its product is annotated as Sugar/inositol transporter. Bases 1 to 1677 code for a protein of 558 amino acids. Gene Ontology annotation, biological process: carbohydrate transport; transmembrane transport. The record is from RefSeq and is a predicted model, not a curated record. The transcript has a single exon. Lineage: Eukaryota; Fungi; Ascomycota; Sordariomycetes; Hypocreales; Cordycipitaceae. Gene Ontology annotation, cellular component: membrane. Gene Ontology annotation, molecular function: carbohydrate:proton symporter activity.
AUGACUUCUCCAAUCCCUCAAAAAGAUGUCGGCCCUCAAGUCCUAACCACCGUGGCUAGUCCUCCUGCCUUUGACGCCUCGCGCGCCCUCGAAGCCGUGGCCGCCACCGAGGCCGAGCACAACAUGGGCCUGCGCAAGUCGCUCAAGCUCUACAAAAAGGCCUGCAUGUGGUCCAUUUUCUUUUCCACCUGCAUCGUCAUGGAGGGCUUUGACCUGGCCAUCAUCGGCGGCCUCUACGUCUACCCGGCCUUUGCCAAAAAAUUUGGCGAGCCCACCGCCGACGGCGGCUACGAGCUCACGGCCGCCUGGCAGUCUGGCCUCUCCAACGCCGCCCUCUGCGGCCAGAUUAUGGGGCUCUUCGCCGCCGGCGUCAUCGCCGACCGCUUCGGCUACCGCAAGACGCUCAUCGGCGCCCUGUUUCUCUGCAUCUGCUUCAUCUUCAUCAUCUUCUUUGCCGAGUCCCUGCCCCAGCUGCUGGCCGGCGAGCUGCUCGUCGGCUUCCCCUGGGGCGUCUUCCAGACCCUCACCACCACCUACGCCGCCGAGGUCUGCCCGACCCAUCUGCGCGCCUACCUGACGACCUAUGUCAACCUCUGCUGGGUCAUGGGCCAGUUCAUCGCCUCGGGCGUCCUCCGCGGCAUGAUUCCCCUCAACAGCAAAUGGGGCUACAAGAUUCCCUUUGCCCUGCAGUGGGUGUGGCCGCUGCCGCUCAUGGUCGGCAUCUGGCUCGCUCCCGAGUCGCCCUGGUGGCUGGUCCGCAAAGAACGGCUACAAGAAGCCAAGAAGUCGCUUCAUCGCCUCACGACGCGCAACAGCGGCGUCGAAUUCCGCCCCGACGAGACAAUCUCCAUGAUGAUUCACACAAACGACAUGGAGAGAAAGAUUCAGGCAGGCAUAUCGUACUCUGAUCUGUUCAAGGGCGUCAACCGCCGCCGUACCGAGAUUGUCACCUGCGUCUGGGUUAUCCAGACUCUGUGCGGCGCCUCCCUCAUGGGCUACUCGACCAUGUUCUACCGCCAGGCCGGCCUCGCCACCGAAAACGCCUUCAACAUGUCUCUUGUCCAGUACGCCAUCGGCUUCAUCGGCACCAUCCUCUCCUGGUUCCUCAUGACGCGCUUCGGCCGCCGAUCCCUGUACCUCUACGGGCAGUGCGUCCUCUUCACCCUGCUCGUCUCCAUCGGCGGCGCCGCCUUUGCUGGCCGCCACAACAUUGCCGCGCAGUGGGCCAUUGGCUCCAUGCUGCUCGUCUACACCUUUGUCUACGACUGCACCGUCGGCCCCGUCUGCUACUCGCUCGUCUCCGAAAUCAGCUCCUCCCGCCUGCGCACCAAGUCGGUCGUCUUUGCCCGCAACAUGUACAACAUUGCCGGCAUCGCCACCAACAUCCUCACACCGCGCAUGCUCAACCCCACCGCCUUCAACUGGGGCGCCAAGUCGGGCCUCUUCUUCGCCGGAACCAGCAGCCUCUGCAUCCUCUGGACCUACCUUCGCCUGCCCGAGCCCAAAGGCCGCACCUUUCGCGAACUCGACGUGCUCUUUGAGCGCCGCGUGUCGGCCCGCAAGUUCAGCGCCGCUGUUGUCGAUCCCGCCGAGAUUUCCGGCCUCGACGCCCAUGGCGGCGAUGCCUUUGCGGAAAAGACCGACGCCAAGUCCGAGUUUAUCGAGCGUGCGAAAUAA